AUGUUCAGCGCUCUGACUGCUUUGGCAGGGUCGCUCGUCCUCUAUAUCAUUUGCACAAGCAUCUACUACAUCACAUUCCACCCAUUGGCUAGUAUCCCCGGUCCCAAGAUCUGCGGUAUCACAAGGAUUCCUUACUGGCUCGUGGCCCUCAAAGGCGAAGAUGUACGAUGGAUGAAAGCUUUACAUGACAAAUAUGGACCUGUUGUUCGCUUUGGCCCGACGGACGUAAGCCAUGCUGCUACUCAGGCGUGGAAUGACAUUCACGGGCCAAAGGACUCUGAGAAGGCGCAGGAGUUUUCUGUUCAGCCAGUCAACGGAGUUCCAAGCAUGCUUACAACUGACGUUGAGAACCAUACACGUAUGCGUAGGCUCUUCUCUCCGGCAUUUUCUGAGCGCGCGUUGAAGAAACAAGAGCCCCUCUUCAAAAAGUACUCGGAACUUCUCACGUAUAAGAUCUCAGAAGUUGGUGAUAAUGGAGCCAAACCAGUCGAGAUGUGUCAGCUGCUUAACUUUACAACAUUUGAUGUGAUGGCUGAGCUGUGCUUUGGAGACCACUUGGAUCUUCUUGCCAAGAACGAAUACAGCCCUUGGGUCAGGUCAAUCUUUGAGUCACUGAAGAUGCUGCCAAUUGCCUCCAUGAUCAACUACUACCCUAUUCUCAACGCACUAUUCACCCGAUUUGAGCCCAAGUCGGUAACACAGCAGCGUGUCACCCACUGCAAGCAUUCCGAGGAGCGCGUCAAUCGCAGAUUGAAGAAUGGGUCUGAUCAGCCCGAUGUUUGGAACCUUGUAAUGGAGGCAAAGGAGGGCAAGGGAAUCACUGUCAAAGAAAUGCACUCUAAUGCAGAGUUGUUUAUGCUCGCUGGGUCUGAGACCACGGCUACGCUUUUGAGUGGUUGUCUCUAUUAUCUACUCAGCUGCCCCGACAAGAUGGAGAUCCUACUCAAGGAAAUCCGGGGCAAAUUCAACAAAGUAGACGACAUCACAUUCGAACGCCUCGCUGAGCUUAAGUAUAUGAACGUCUGUAUCAAGGAGGCUCUACGCAUCUACCCUCCGGUCCCCAUCGGCAGCCCUCGCGUCGUUUCCCCUGGUGGUCAGCAAAUCCUCGGCAAAUAUAUCCCAGCUGAGACACGCGUGUCGGUUCACCACUGGUCUACAUAUCGAUCCGAGUCCAACUUUAAAGAUGCUGAUAAAUUUGUCCCUGAGAGAUGGCUCAAGACGGAAGCUAGAUAUGCUGGGGAUGCCCUUGAAGCGCACCAGCCGUUUGGAUUUGGGCCGCGUAACUGUCUUGGUCAAAACAUGGCGAUGCACGAGAUGAGACUCAUCCUGACAACGCUUGUGUUCAGCUUUGACUUUGAACUAUGUGAGGAGAGUAAGAAUUGGGCAGACCAGAAGUCUUUUGCAUUGUGGAUCAAGAAUCCUCUGAUGAUUCGCGCCACACCAGUCACUACACACGCCAGACUUAAUAUUUAG
This is a messenger RNA of Fusarium pseudograminearum CS3096, 1473 nucleotides long. RefSeq lists its product as uncharacterized. NCBI's taxonomy places the organism in Eukaryota, Fungi, Ascomycota, Sordariomycetes, Hypocreales, Nectriaceae. The transcript is spliced from 3 exons. Gene Ontology annotation, molecular function: oxidoreductase activity, acting on paired donors, with incorporation or reduction of molecular oxygen; heme binding; iron ion binding. Bases 1 to 1473 code for a protein of 490 amino acids. The record is from RefSeq and is a predicted model, not a curated record.